GCUGCCCGGGAUCCAUGGCUGCCCGCUCGGGUCGCCAGAUGGGCGGCGGUCGGCGACGUGCGGAAGAAGCACAAGAAGUCUCAGCCACACGAAGCGGCCGCUGCUGUGGAGCAGGCAAAAGUGAGAUCCAAUACCUUGUGGGAUCUCAUGGAGGCUUACUUCCGGGAGUUUACACUGGAUGACUUUCAAGCGUUAGAGCCGAAACCUCUUUUCGGCCCCAACUGGCUCGAUCCGUGCCUCCUUUUACCAUUUGUGGUCGGCGGCAAGAAGUUAGGAGAAUAUUCUGAUCCAUCUGACGUGGCCGUGAUUGCUGAAAACUCAGACUCGAACUUGAUUUUGGGCAAGGAGAACGAGGAGAUGCAGAAUAAGAAUGACAUGGUGCAUAGCAAUCUUGAUACACAGGAGGGCUCAUGUUCUGUUGGGUGCAACGUCGAGGUAGUCAAUAACAAUGGGAUCAACGAAGGGCACUGUGAACAGGAUAUGCAGGAGGUUAUUUUGCAGCAAGAGGAGCAGCCUGGGGAAAUUGAAUUAGAUCAAGGAAAGGGACACGCUGUUGUUUUACCAGGCUGCAAACCGAAUUUGGACGGUUCAUUGAAUUGGCUCCUAGGAGCAAAGGACCGGUUUGUGCUCACUUCAGAGCGCCCGAACAAGAAGAGGAAGCUGUUGGGUGCAGAUGCGGGACUUGACCGUCUUGUUCUGCUGCCAUCCUUGGAAGGUGAGGCUGGUUCAAGAUGUGAUGUGUGUUCCUUAGGAGAAAGUGAUACGGCAUCGAAUAGGCUGCUUAAGUGCAAUAGCUGUGAGGUGUCGGUGCACCAGAAGUGUUAUGGUGUGCAGGUUGUGCCGGAUGGCUAUUGGAUGUGUGCCUGGUGUAAUAGUAGCUGGCUGGCACGGAGGUUGACACGGAGUGAUGCCGGCACGACUGUCUUUAUGCCUUGUGUGCUUUGUCCAAAGGAUAAAGGUGCUUUGAAACCUGUAAAGUGGGAGCCUGGUCGAACUGCAGAUGGGGGCAACAUUAAUUUUGCACACUUGUUUUGUAGUCUCUGGGCACCAGAGGUUCUUGUAGAGGACAUGGACUCUAUGGAACCUAUCACUAAUGUAGGAGAUAUCCAAGAGAAUCGGACAAAAAUGGUGUGCGGUGUUUGCAAGAUUAUGCAUGGUGCAUGUCUCCGAUGUAGCCAUGGAACAUGCCGAGCUUGCUUCCAUCCUAUAUGCGCAAGAGAGGCAAAGCAUCAUAUGGAGAUAUGGGGAAAAUCUGGGCAUACGAAUGUUGAGAUGCGAGCAUUUUGUGCAAAGCAUUCUGCAGCCAGAAGCAUCAACUCCUUACACAAUGUCAAUGGUGUUGCUGAACAUGAUACCCCACAAGUUGGUCUGGCUGAUGAAAACCUUACUUCAGAUGAGAAGCAACAAAUGAGAUUUACACGCAAGAGUAAGGAAAAACUCCUGAACGACACAUUUGUGAGCUCUAGUUUGUCCAGCCUAAACAAAGUGCAAACAACGGAGGUGGUUAGCUCACAAGUUCGAAGUGUUGAAAGUCAACAAAUUCAACACUCAGACAUGGUUGUUGAUCGGACUACACGGGAUGAGAAACUUGUGAGCAAUUCUGGUGAUGUUUCUACAGUCCUUAGAAAGCUAAUUGACCAAGGAAAGGUUAGUGUUGGUGAUAUAGAAUCAGAAUUGGGUCUCUCCUCAGAAUCCUUGGAAGCUGCUCUUGUGCCUGAAACAACGACCACCUCCCCUGGCCUGAAAUUGAAAAUCAUCAAGUUGCUGCAAAAUUCUGUUCAUGUGCCUUCUGUUCAAGUGAAAUCUCUUAAAGAGGGUUCUAUGACACCACAAGGUACAUUGCCUAGAAUUGAAAGCAAGAACUUAACUGAUUCACAGCUUGGAUCAGAACUGGAGGAAGGCAUCUCUUCAUUUGAUUAUUGUUUUCCUGAGGGUUAUAAAGCUAAGGACUCGGCUGAUUCAGUAGAAAAUUGCUCACAGAAUUGUCCUGAUUUUGAUGACGACCAUAUUUCUGGCCAAUGUAUUUUCAACAUUGAUGGUUACCGCUGCUAUAUUCAUCCAUCCGUCGAGAAAAAGUUGCGGAGUUUGAGGGAUCAGAUUAAGAAUAAAAAAGAUCAGGCUGUAUAUUAUGAUGAAGGACUAUUGUGCCCUCGUCGUGGCGCAGACCUUGGUGGUUCAUCAAUGAAACUCGAGCAAUUAACAGACAUAGCAGCAGCUGAUCAAGCUUCUAAAGCAGAAUCAUCAGGUAUUCUGGAGUAUUCUCCCCAUGAUGAAAUAGAGGGAGAGAUAGUUUAUUUACAAUCCAGGCUACUCGACGAUGUUGUUGCAAUGAACCGGAGAUAUGACGAUAUUAGGUUCAAGGUUGUCCAGAAUCUUUCUCAUGAACUGGAUUCUUUCAAUAAAAGAAAAUGGGACCAUAUCAUUGUGAACCAGUUCCUUCGUGAUAUAAGGGAAGCUAAGAAACGUGGGAAUACAGAGAGGAGACACAAAGAAGCUCAGGCUAUCCUAGCUGCAGCUGCACCUUAUGUUGCACACAACCCGAGGAAUGUAACAGUUAUUAAAGAGGCAGAAAAUGAUGUAGCGCCUGCCAAACAAGAGAUUAUUCCAAAAGUCAAUGCUGGAUCUUUAAGAGUUAGCCAAUUGGCUUCGUUACCACAAACAAAGGAUCCAUCAUUUUCUAAUAGUAAAGUCUCAGCAGAUACUAAUUUUGGCUUUUUUGAUCUGGCAAAGUUUUCCAAGAAAAAUGGACUUCCGUGUGAUGUAUGCAUGCGUAGUGAGACUGUAUUGAACCGAAUAUUUCUUUGCUCAAGCUGCAAGCAGGCUGCUGUCCACUUAGAUUGUUACCGGAGUCGGACAAAUCCCACAGGACCCUGGAAGUGUGAACUUUGCGAAGAGACGCUAUCAGAUGCUGUCAUCUCUGGCAUGCAAUCAGAUUGCAGUGGUGCAAAAUCAUUUCUGGUGCAAUGUUGUUUGUGCGAUGGUACAUCAGGGGCUUUCCGAAAGACUACAAAGGGGAAAUGGGUUCAUGCUUUUUGUGCUGAGUGGCUGUUGGAGAACACCUUUAAAAGGGGACAAUAUAACGCAGUAGGUGGAACGGAGAGCCUUCUCAAGGGUAAAGACACAUGCUCGAUCUGCCACCACAGUGUUGGCACAUGCUUGAAGUGUGGUACUGUAGGCUGUCAAGUAGCUUUCCAUCCUGCAUGUGCUAGAGAUGCUGGUCUCUACAUGAACACAAAAAAAGUUGGUAGUUUGUGGCGACACAAAGCAUAUUGUGGCAAUCACAGUAUAGAGCAAAGAAAGGUUGACUCUCAGCAGUAUGGACCUGCAGAGGUCAAGAUCAUGAAGCAAAUGAGGGUUGAAUUGGAAAGAUUACGCCUCAUUUGUGAGAGGAUUGUUAAAAGAGAAAAAGAGAAGAAAGAGGUGGUUGUAUGUGAACAUGAUAUACUUGCUGCAAGAAGAGACCACAUUGCCCUCUCAACACGGUCUUUGUAUUAUACAUCUGGACCUGGCGGAGCAAGUUCAGAAUCUGCCACUACUUCUGUUAACAACAAUUCAUAUAGUGGAAAAAGGCAAAGAUCAGAUGAAGAAAAUGUCACAGUGAGAUCCGAUGAUGUCACGGUGGAUAGUACUAUUACCAGGAAACAUACCGUCAGGUUUUCAGUGCAUAGUCGGGAGACUGAUAGGAACACAGCUGACAGCUCGACAUCAACAAUAUCAUAUAAGCGCAAAUUGGAUGACGGGGAAUCACUUGCUGACAAGGAUCUUCAAGAAGGAGGUGCCAUUGCCUCCGAGAAAUCAGAAGGAGAAACGAAAUCAGUGGAUAAAAAGCAUGAAGAAACAUUUCAAAAGGAGCUCGUUAAGACAUCUGACCAAGACAUGACUCAGAAACAACACCCUCCAAAGAGACUUGUUUAUACUCGCCGUAGCUCGUCUAAAAAGAAGGAACGGAUUCAAGAUGUACAAGUGCCUGGGGGCGGAUAAAAGCUGAAAAUCAAUGUGGCUCCUGCCUGUGGGUGGAUAGCAGCAACAAAUCAAGACGGCUUCUACGUUGAUAGCCAGGGAACGUCGUGUUUCACUCUCGGCGUCUGGAAAGCAGAUGCAGCAAGCGGGGCUGGCCAAACGUUACCAGCACACAGCCAUAGGGUCAUUGACAGGCCAAGGUUACACAAUGGUGCAAACCAGUCCCUAAGAAUUAUUUGAUCUUCUGGCCUGACGGUUUGAUCCCUUCAAGCUUAUGCCACUUGGAAGACAGUGGUGAUAUGGGCGAAUUCGUUCGCUAACUUUAGUUACUUGAGGGCAGGUGUGUGAAAUAUGCUCUGUACAUUGUCAUGUUUGCAGUUCUUAGUUUAGUUCUGUAAAAGAGAGCAAGUAGCUACCAUUAGUGGAUGGUGAGAGAGAAGAGGGUAGAGAGUCGUCGCUGACUUAGAUCUGUAGUUGACAAUUGACUUGUGUAUCGGACAACCGUUAGGCCACCUGCACAUGAAUCAUCUCUGUACAACAGAAGUAGCAUAUGUAGGUCCAAUUGUACACAUGAAUUUGCCUGUUUGGUUUAUCUGCGUGCGUGUGUGUGGCUGUAUGUGUGGCUCGUCUAACAUUAGUUUGUGGCUUUGACUACUGACCUAUGAGUUGAAACAAUGACAACAUUUUGAUAGAGCAACUUGAUGUUUGUACUGGUUCA
Brachypodium distachyon (stiff brome) is the source of this 4678-nucleotide messenger RNA. RefSeq lists its product as uncharacterized. Bases 148 to 3981 code for a protein of 1277 amino acids. Lineage: Eukaryota; Viridiplantae; Streptophyta; Magnoliopsida; Poales; Poaceae. The record is from RefSeq and is a predicted model, not a curated record. The transcript is spliced from 18 exons. Gene Ontology annotation, biological process: regulation of transcription by RNA polymerase II.